This is a messenger RNA of Ipomoea triloba (trilobed morning glory), 2596 nucleotides long. RefSeq names its product protein ENHANCED DISEASE RESISTANCE 2-like. Gene Ontology annotation, molecular function: lipid binding. The record is from RefSeq and is a predicted model, not a curated record. Bases 110 to 2383 code for a protein of 757 amino acids. NCBI's taxonomy places the organism in Eukaryota, Viridiplantae, Streptophyta, Magnoliopsida, Solanales, Convolvulaceae. The transcript has 22 exons.
UGCAGUCUCAUUCCUUUCAGCUUAACGUAAAUCAUGAGACAAGCCAUGAUUCAUCCUCUCUCGUGUCCUCUCUCCACUUUUCUCCCUCCAUUCAUCCCAUUACUCUUCAAUGGCUUCCGGGUCGAUAUUCAAGAAGGUAGGGAAUGACAGCGGUUCGUCGGAGAGCGGCGCCGACUUCAGAGGCGGCGGACCUGGUUCUGCCGGUGCCGGGAAUGCCCCUGUCGAGUACUCCGGCUGGGUGUACCAUCUCGGGGUGAAUUCAAUCGGCCAUGAAUAUUGCCGCCAGCGCUUCCUCGUCAUCCGCGGCAUGUUCGUUGAGAUGUAUAAGCGCGAUCCCCAUGAAAGUCCCGGCGCUAAGCCUGUUAGGAGGGGUAUUAUUGGGAACUCAUUUGUGGUGGAGGGAUUAGGCCAACGAAGAGUUAAUCAUGGGGAUGUUUAUGUUGUGAGGUUUUACAAUCAGUUGGAUGAGACAAAAAAGGGAGAAAUUGCUUGUGCUACUGCUGCAGAGGCCAAGAAAUGGAUGGAAGCCUUUGAUAAUGCAAGGCAACAGGUGGAGGCUGAACUUUCAAGUGGUGAUGCUGCAAUGCAUAAGCUGAACGCAGAGUCCGAGAUUAGCCUUGAAGGACAUCGACCUAGGGUACGACGGUAUGCAAAUGGCUUGAAAGAGCUUAUAAAAAGAGGACAAGGUCCUGAGAAACUUUUACGGCUAUCAUCAACCUCAUCCAUUGAUAGCAGAUCAGAGCUGUACUAUGAUGCAGUUGGAGGGGAUCCAGCUGAUGCCCGUGAAUGGAAAUGCGUCCGCACAAUAAAUGGUGUUCGAAUAUUUGAAGAUGUGGCAGAAGCAAAGAAUGGUAAAAUUGUUCUUGUCAAGGCUGUUGGUGUUGUUGAAGCAAGUGCAGAAACUGUCUUAGAUAUUGUGCUUAAUCUUGAUCGACAUCAAAGAUAUGAGUGGGAUACAUUGACAGGUGAUCUGGAGUUGGUUGCUUCCUUGAAUGGACAUUAUGAUGUUGUUUAUGGGACGUUUGAGCCAAGACACCUGACUUGGUGGCAAUCUAAGAGAGAUUUUGUGUUCUCCCGGCAAUGGUUUCAUGGGCAAGAUGGAACACACACAAUCUUGCAGUUUCCUGCUGUUCAUAAGAAUAGGGCUCCAAAAUCUGGAUAUCGUCGUACCAAAAUAAACUCUUCCACAUGGGAGAUUCGGGAUCUAAGCACAUCAUCAAAUUCUGCAAAAUGUCUCGUGACACAGAUGGUGGAGAUACGCUCUAAGAACUGGUUCAAAUGGAAGAAGAAUGAUUUCUCAGAAUUUGAGAAGACGAUUCCGUUUGGACUGUUAAGUCAAGUGGCAGGUCUAAAGGAAUAUAUUGGAGCAAAUCCAGGGCGUAUACGCGCGUCAUCUGGUGUGAUAUUUCGUUCAAAAAAAUCUGAUGAUUUUGUACAAAAUAGUGCACUCAAGGGUGCAGAUGGGGUGGAUCUGUUCUAUGAUGCAAUUGCUUCUGACUCAUCAUCAUCAGAUGAAGACAGUGAUGAUGAAGUGGAACCCACUAACAAGGAAAAAGUAGUUAAACCGAAGAAGGCUUCAUGGGCAGUAGCAAGAUUGGCACUAAGCCGAACUUCAGCAGGAACAAGCACUAGCAAGGAGUCCAAUCCGAAUUCGCCUACUACACCUGUCAUUGUGAGUAAUAUCGUCGGUAAUAUGCAGCAAGGGAAAGACGACAAUGACAUUAACUGCUGGACUGCUCCAGGGGGUUCAGGAUUCGUGAUCAGAGGGAAGACAUACUUAAAAGAUCAUACAAAGGUCAAAGGCGGAGAUCCCAAGUUCAAGCUAAUUGCAGUUGAUUGGUACAAGAUAGAGAAUUGUUUAACAAAGGUUGCAUUGCACCCCAAGUGUCUUGUUCAGUCUGAAGCAGCGAAAAAAAUUCCAUUCAUCUUUAUCAUUAAUCUUAUGGUUCCAGCUAAACCAAACUACAGCAUGGUUCUUUAUUUUGCCGCUGAUAAACCUGUCACUAAGGAUACAUUGUUAGAUAAAUUCAUGGAAGGUACUGACACGUUUCGCGAUUCAAGAUUCAAACUCAUCCCAAGCAUCAUUGAGGGACACUGGAUGGUCAAGCGCGCAGUGGGAACUAAAGCUUGCCUCUUAGGGAAAGCAGUAAAAUGCUACUACGUUCGCGAAGACAAUUUUCUUGAGAUUGAUGUGGACAUUGGCUCAUCUUCUGUUGCAAGGAGUGUUAUCGGGCUUGUGCUUGGAUAUGCAGCCAGCCUGGUUGUCGAUCUCGCGAUUCUAUUAGAGGGAAAAGAAGAAUCAGAACUCCCAGAAGAGAUUCUAGGAACUGUUAGACUUAACCGUGUUACAGUUGAUGCUGCUGUACAGUUGGAUAAUGUUUAAGGAUUCAAUUCCUUCCCACAAUGUACCAUAUCAAAAGUUGUAUAUACAGCUUAUAUAUACUUGCAUAACCUCCAAGACACUGCUAUAUAAUGGGAACCUUUUUUUUUCUUCUUCUUUUUUUUUUUUUUUUUUUUUCAAUUUUGUAAAGUCUCUGUAAUUAAGUUCAGAAAUUUUGUACUCUAUACUUGUAAAUAUAACUGUAUUCUUUUUUUU